GCGACGAGUUCGACGCCAAAACCAUAUUUUGCUAAAUUUUUUCCCCAUUUUACUUUAUUGUGAGAAAAUAUUUAAAGAAUAUUAAUACAGCAUAACAGGUAAUUAAGUUUGAUUGGAAAAAUGUCGCACUCCUACUCCAAUGCACCGAGUAGUAGUGGCGGCUCGGGAAAUGUAGCCACUACGACCGCUGGUGGUCGUCAUGGCCCCAACAGUAAUUCGGCGAACGCAAUGCAAGUCAUAUCGUCUGGAACAUAUAACAUAUCAGGUGAUGUGCUAGUAAGCAGCAGUAGUGUGCCCAUCAUUCCUAAAAUAAAACAAUCGCCAAAAAACACGCGUAUAACAAAUGCCCGUAAGCCCCCUCCCACCAUCGAUAAUUUCUGGCAGAAUAUCAUGGCGGAUGUACGAGAAAUAAAUCAAGUGGACGCAAAGCAUCAAGCACUGCCGCUUGCACGCAUAAAGAAGAUAAUGAAAUUAGACGAAAACGCAAAAAUGAUAGCUGCUGAAGCGCCGCUUCUAUUUGCGAAAGCCUGUGAAUAUUUUAUACAGGAGCUGACAAUGCGCGCCUGGAUACAUACCGAAGAAAGCAAACGGCGUACACUUCAACGAUCAGAUAUCGCACAAGCAAUUGCAAAUUAUGACCAAUUUGAUUUCCUUAUUGAUAUUGUGCCGCGUGAAGAUAUCAAGCCUAGUGCGAAUAGUGGAAUCAAGAAGGAAACCCCAUCUCAACACGCGACGGUAAACACGGCGAAUUCGACAACCAGUGGGCCCAUAAAGAUGGAAUCCACGGAAGGAGAAGUAUUAACUUUUAGUGCACUAAACUCGGAUGCACUUGCGCAGUCAGCGGCCCAAAUACAAAAUGCGCCCCAAGCACACUCCACAAUGCAUCCGCCACAGCAACUGCAAAUUAUACAACAACCAUCCGCUACACAUCCGCAGCAAAUGCAGUACUUCAUUGCAACAGCGGAUGCGUUGAAUGCAGCACACGGCCAAAAUACAGCACCACAGCAGCAGCUACAAAUCAUACAGCAAGCGGCGCAACCGCAAUAUUUUAUAACAACACAUCAACCCCAACAACUCAUAUUGACGGCAGGACCCAAUGGACAAUUCACCGCUACACCCGCGCCGGCCACUCCAGCGCACCAACAAGCUACUAUAUUACAAAAUUUGGCGCAACAUCAACAGCAGCAGCAGCAACCACAAAUUCAGCUGCUGCAGCAGGUGGUGACACCCACAGGCGAGUUGACCAACGUCCCUAUUGCAAUCAACGCAAAUCAAUUAAAUUUAUUGCGUUUGCAAAUGCAACCUACAGCAACACAACAGUUGCUGCAUCUCAACACUUCCAACAACGUCCCAGUCACUACCUCUCACAACGUUGCUACUGCUCAGGUUCAAACACAGCAUCAUGGUCAGCAACAGCAGCAGCAUCAUGCUAAUGCAGGAGCAAACAUUUUUAUAAAUGCCACCCCACAAGUUGCUGCAGCGCAGCAUCAACACCAACAACUGCAGCAGCAGCAUCAGCACGUGAAUGUGGCGGGCGCGUCGAUUGUCGCUACAGACCGUCCUUUAGGUGGUACUUACAGACCGAAUUGCUAGCCUCCGGAGCUCAUUUAUCAUCAACAAGCGCCACCUACUUAUCACAAUUCUCUCACAGCGAAAGCGCAUAGAGCGACACAAUAUAAUGGUAGUGAUCACAUUUGAGACGUGGAUAUCUGUUUUAAGGUCUUUCUUUAUAUUAUAAUUUUCGAAGAUAAACGAUCGGAAUCUCUAAAAUUCUUCGUAAAUUAUGCUGAUGCAUAUAUCUAUAAUUCAGUGUACUCUCACCUAAGGGACAACCCCCAUAAGUGGACACUUUUUUUUCAGUACAUACCAGAAAUCCUUGAGAAUUUCGGAACAAUUUUUCUCUUGAGCGGGCAAUCCUCCCGUAACAUAUUAUUGACUUUUUUACACUUUUCUCAAGAGUGGACAAAUUUUUCAGUCCCUUAGGUGUCCGCUUAAGAGAGAGUACACUGUAUAUAAAUAUAUAUAUAAUAAUUAUAUAUAUUAAUUUAAUUUAAUAGUAAAUAGACUUGUAAGUGUAAAUAGCAAAAUCUGAAAGGCCAAAUAGAUUUUAGUGCUAAGUUUCAAAAGUCAACAAACUGAUAUGAACGGCAGCAAUACAGGUUUAAAGAAAUUAAUUCGAGUCUGUGAUUAAUAGCCGCAGUGUAAGCUUGUAUAUUAUUACGCCGUACGUGUGCACAUACAAAAUCUAUUUUAGAAUUAAAUAAAAGUUAUAAAAUGUAAUGAAAAGAAUCUUUUAGAGUAUGGGUAAUAUUAUGUAAAUGUGUUUGCGAAUGUAGGCACGCAUGAACGAACACUUAAAAAAAUACAAAAAAGUAAAUCAUUUAGAUGUUAAUUAUGUAUGUAAAUGUGCAAAAGUUUAAUACAAAUAUAUAAAGUAGUCAUUUUAAAUAUUGUA
Anastrepha obliqua is the source of this 2455-nucleotide messenger RNA. RefSeq names its product nuclear transcription factor Y subunit gamma (gene Nf-YC). The transcript is spliced from 3 exons. Gene Ontology annotation, molecular function: DNA-binding transcription activator activity, RNA polymerase II-specific; protein heterodimerization activity; DNA binding. Gene Ontology annotation, cellular component: CCAAT-binding factor complex; nucleus. The coding region runs from base 121 to 1593 and encodes 490 amino acids. The record is from RefSeq and is a predicted model, not a curated record. NCBI's taxonomy places the organism in Eukaryota, Metazoa, Arthropoda, Insecta, Diptera, Tephritidae. Gene Ontology annotation, biological process: regulation of DNA-templated transcription.